Zootermopsis nevadensis is the source of this 2885-nucleotide messenger RNA. NCBI's taxonomy places the organism in Eukaryota, Metazoa, Arthropoda, Insecta, Blattodea, Termopsidae. The record is from RefSeq and is a predicted model, not a curated record.
CGAAGGAAAGCGUCCUCUUGGCGCUGGACUACGGUCGUCUUGGUUCCGUCGUCGGCCACGAGAUCACGCACGGAUUCGACGAUGAUGGUCGCCUUUAUGACGGCAACGGAGAAACGAAGAAUCAGUGGAGCUACCGUAUGCAGUGGUUCUUCUUCAAGAGAGCCCAUUGCUUCAGGAGACAGUACGGGUUGAAGAGCCACUUCCUCCUCGACACGCUGGGGGAAGACAUCGCCGACAACGGCGGAGUGCGGAAGGCGUUCAGAGCCUUCAAGAGGGCCUGGUCGCGUGCGGGCGGCGUCAAUGCAACGUUACCACGUCUGCCGAGCUUCACCCCUGACCAGAUGUUUUUCAUCGGAUAUGCAACAGAUAGAGUGAGGGGGUCGCGACUUGCAGUUUGCAAACCGCCACAAUCUCUGGCCACUCGUUCGGUAUCUGCAGAGGUUUCGUGCGCUGCACCGGUCAGUUUGCUCUGAUACUGCGGAGAGAAGAUGAUCAGUUUCAGAAUAUGUUUGUUGGCAGCAGUGGCUGGGGUGACGCCGGGUGCCGCCGUCAUACAGCUGGACGCCAAGUGCCUAACACUGACCUGUCAGCAGGCAGCGGACGGCGUUCUUAGCAGUCUGGAUAACAGAACGGAUCCAUGCGACGACUUCUACACGUUCGCAUGCGGCCAUUUUGCGGAGAGCCACGUGAUUCCCGAGGGAAAACUGCUGUGGGACAACUUCCAGAUCCUGCAAGAAGCCACGGACAACCGCUCCAGAGAUAUCUUGAAGGAGCCCGAAGCGCCCGGAGAGCCGGUGGCUGUCGCCAAAGCUAAGAAAAUGUUUGCGGCCUGCAUGGAUACAGAAUCGCAGGACAGACGAGGUCUGCGCCCCGUGCUCGAGUUUUUGCAGCAGUGGGGCGGCUGGCCAGUGAUCAGUUCUGACUGGACUCCGCUGGACUGGCAGAGGAUGGGUGACAUCGUAGCCGAGUUCGCCGUUCCCUUCAUAUUCAGCAUCAGCUCCUUGGCUAGCCUGGACAACGCCAACACAACGGCGGUGUAUCUUGACGCUCCGUCACUGGUGCUGCCUUCACCUCUACUUUUCAACGUGGAGGAACCGGACAUCAUGCAGGAGCUAAGCAGAGCGGAGGGCGGCGUGGAGGACCUACCCUUCACGAAGUACCUCAUAAGAAUGGCCACCCUCUUGCGCGACCACCUACAGACAAACGUCUCCGACGAGAGUGUCCAGAAGGACAUGGUCGAUGUCGUCCUCUUCAUGCAGAGCCUGUCGAGGGCGUCUCAGGCUUUGAAAGCGAAUAACACCAUCAAUUCCAGGGGCAUGGCCUGGACAAUCGGGAGACUGGACCAGUGGACUAAGGAGACGCUGCAGAACACGUCCAUGGACUGGGUUGAGUUCCUGCAGAGGGCCUUCGGCAAGUCUGGGGUGGCCGUGAGGGCGGAGCACCCUGUGAUCUUCCUUGCAGGAGAGAAGAGUCUCGCGAGCAUCAUCACGUUCAUAGAGGGCGCUGAUCCUCGCGUGCUGGUUAACUACGUGAUGAGCCGAUUGUUAGUGUUUCUGACACCAGAGAGCAGCAGGGAGAUGCGAGACGCCGCGUUCACAUUUUACGUGCAACAAGGAUACGUCACUGACGACUAUCCCAGGUGGCUCUACUGUAUACACAAGGUCCAGGACUACCCCAACGUGGGUUUCAGCCAUGCCGUGGCCUAUCAGUACAAGACUAAGAUGGCGAAUCCACAGAUACUCAGAGAAGCAGAUGAAAUGGUGAGCGACCUGAGGGCCGCGUUCCACGACCUGCUCACGGAAAACGAUUGGAUGGAUAACGUAACGCGGCAGUCAGCUGACCGGAAGGCUGAAGCAAUGUUGGUACUACAGGGAUUCCCCACGUUUUGCGACUCUGGCGCGGAACUCGACGAGUUCUAUGCGAAGAUCGAGGUUGAUCGUGACGAUCAUUUUGGCAACGUGGUACGUCUUCGCUCGUUUAUGCAAGCUACAAAUUUGGCAACGCUGGGCAAGGAGCGGGAUCGCAAUGAGUGGACACAGUCGCCUCUGGUGGUGAACGCCUUCUACAACAGCCUCAACAACCGUAUCACGUUUCCGGCCGGUAUGAUGGAAAUGCCGUUCUUCAGCGGAAAGGAAUUUCAGAAGUCCAUGGAUUACGCCAGGAUUGGAGCCAUCGUCGGCCACGAGAUCACGCACGGAUUCGACAGCGUAGGCCGGCAGUACGACGCGUUCGGAUCGGCGUUCGACUGGUGGAGUAGCGAGACGAACGCCAAGUUCGAGGAGCGGGCUCAGUGCUUCGUGGAGCAGUACAGCAACUACAGGGUGUCCGAGAUAAACAAGACGGUGGACGGACAACGGACGCUUCGAGAGAACAUCGCGGACAACGGCGGCGUCAGGGAGGCCUACAGGGCGUUCAGGAGGCUGAAGGCGCGGCGGGGCGUGGAGGUCUUGCCGCCCAGACUGCCUGGUUUGGAGCAGUACUCGGCUGACCAGCUAUUCUUCAUCGGCUACGCCUCGAUGUGGUGCAGGGCUGAGACUUUGGCUGGCCUCGAAGCCAUGCAGCAGAAGGACAGUCACAGCCCCAACAGAUUCCGUGUGAUUGGCUCCCUCUCCAACAUGGCGGAGUUCAGCGAGGUCUUCCGAUGUCCCCUGGGCUCCAGGAUGAACCCCGAGCACAAGUGUGUCCUCUGGUGAAAACGGGAGGAACUAUUAUUCGCGACGCAGAGUCAAGGUCACUCGAGUCGUGUUUCUGAGGCAACGGAACUGGGAUUCAGAAUUAUAAUUAAUAAUAUUGUUAAUGCUUCAAAAUAAAUUGUCAGCGGUGUUACACCAAUCAUUUUUGAUUUCUAUUUCAAAUGACAAAUAAAACUGUAAUUUGUGACGUCA